Olea europaea var. sylvestris is the source of this 1248-nucleotide messenger RNA. RefSeq lists its product as uncharacterized. Lineage: Eukaryota; Viridiplantae; Streptophyta; Magnoliopsida; Lamiales; Oleaceae. The transcript has 5 exons. The coding region runs from base 1 to 1248 and encodes 415 amino acids. The record is from RefSeq and is a predicted model, not a curated record.
AUGACGUGGAAGAGGUUAGGGGAGAUCAGGGAUAGAUACAGUGUCCCCCACACCGUAGAGAUACUAGUUCCCGAACCGAAUGAGUGGGCCUGCUAUCCGAGGUCCGGAUGCGUGGCUGUCAGUGAAUAUCUGUUUAAGGCAGAUAAAUUCAAGAGGAAGGAGUACCCAGCUCCAGAUAUGGCCACAAUUCUGAAGGCCACCACCACCACCAAGGCUAGGGCCUUGAAGCGGGGGUCUAGUGGGGCCAAGGAGGUCCAAGGCAAGGUGGAACGCCUUUCCAAGGACAGCACUCCAAAGGCUCCCGAAGAGGGAGCUUCCCAAAGGCAGAAGAGGCCAAAAGAGCCUCGGGAGAAAGAGAAGGUCCCAGAGGAGGUGAAAAGGAGAAAGCUGGUGCACGUUACCAUCUCGUUCGGGAAAUUUGGGACAUCAGUGUCCCAUGAGGCCAAAUCUACAGGGAGGCUAAGGCUGAGGAGGCUAGGGAGGAGGGCUGCUAAGGCUGCCGAGGAGGAGGUAGCUAAACAAAAGCCUGCUCGGGAAAAGGUGAAGUCGCCAAGUUUCCUAGCUGGAAGGGAGGAGACCUUGGCCCCAACCUUGGUGGAAGCUCUUCCAGAGGAGGUUCGAAGCGCCACUGAGAACUUUACCGGCUCUGGACCGACAGAUGGCAGUUGCAUACCUCCUCCUGCGAUGACCAGAUCUUCAGAGGAGAAGACGGCCUCCCUUGCAGAGGAGGUUAAGGUGUCUAGGGUCGAGGCGGAGGAAGCCAGAGGCCAAAAACUUGAAGAAAUGGCCAAGCUUGAGUCUGCCUUGGCCCAGAUUGAGGCUUUGAAGAAGGAAGUUCAUGAGUCACAGUGCGAGAUGGCAUCCCUAACAAAGAAAGUGGAGGUCUCCAAUGAGCACCAGAAAGUGACUGUUGAAGCCCUGGAGAAGGCCAAUCUCUCUUUGGUGGGUGCCCAAGAGUCCAACCGAUUCUUGGAAACCCAACUCAAAUGGUAUGUGGAUGAUGCGUCCCAUGCCAGAGAGGAGGCCCAGCUGGCGAGGGAAGAGGCGGUGCAAGAGUAUGUUGGCAACUUCCACAACACGGACGAAUAUAAGAGCUUCAGCGCAUACUGGAGAAACUUUGCCUAUGCUGAGACCCCUGCUGAGGACGUGCAUGGUAAUGAAGCAACUGAGGCUGGGGAGGUAAAUGUCGAUGCUCAAGCUGCUGAAGGCCCAAGUACAGAAGCACCUCCCCCAUCUACCGAAGUUUAG